Messenger RNA from Postia placenta MAD-698-R-SB12, 996 nucleotides. RefSeq lists its product as hypothetical. The coding region runs from base 1 to 996 and encodes 331 amino acids. Lineage: Eukaryota; Fungi; Basidiomycota; Agaricomycetes; Polyporales; Adustoporiaceae. The transcript has 5 exons. The record is from RefSeq and is a predicted model, not a curated record.
AUGUCCACGUCUGAAGAGCACACGAGUGAGUUGCAGGCGCGCAUACGACAUCUCGAGGCAGAGCGUGCGCGCACGUCUGCGGAGACGGAGAGACUGCGCGCAGAGAACCACGAACUGCGACACUUGCUCGAGAUCAAGGGUCCGGACAUUGUGCGGACCCUCGAGGCCCGCGAUGCCGCGAUGCAGAAAUUGCAUCGGGCUCAGAGAUUUAUCCAAGAUCUGCUUGAUGAGCGCAGGGGUAUAGACAGGGCGAAAGAACAGAGGCGGUUCACACUAAACAACCGGCACCACAGGCGCAGACGCGGGAAAACCGCGCUGCUGGCUCAAGAUUCUGCUCUGGAGGGCUGGUACAUUGAAUAUUCGAGACCCCCUGCAACGGCGGUCCUGACAACUACCACGUCUUUGACAUACGCUGAAUUGCAAGAACGUUUGCGACUUGACGAUGAGACGACGCCCGGCAUGCGUGUUCAAAUCCACGGUGACUUGAUGUUUUUGUGUCAACCUAUAGUGUUGGAAGGCCCCGACUCGACAUACCUCGUGGACUGGGGUGAAGAAGCAGUGAACGAAGGCACCGUGAAGUAUCUCACGCAGAAUGAGUGCAGACCAGUGAACACCGUCUUCCAUGCUUUUGUGAACCCAAAGGCUCAGGAUGCCUGGUGGUAUCUUGGAGCACACAAGUUGAGUCCCGCGGACACGCCCUCAGUAUGGCACAAAAUCAUGUGGCAGAAAGGAGAGGCAAGUUGGCCCCUAGAGCUGCGUCGACCCAGCUCACCCGACCACUAUACCCAGGAGCGCAAGGAAUUAGCGUUGGUGCUGAGCGCGCGCUGGAAGGCCCCGCUGGGCAUAAAGGACAUUGCGCGGCGGAUCCGCACGCACGAGCUCAAGCAGUGUUGCAUCGAGCUUCGCAGCGAUGGCUUGCGAGCAGAAUCAGUCACGUUCACUGAGCGGGUGUUGAAAAUGAAGUAUCGCGUUCUGGACGAAGAGGAGGCUGGCUAG